AUGAAGAACCCUAGCAGAAGCAACGAAAGAACAGUAAUCGAAGAUAACAUGCUUCUCACCAUGUUUGAUGCCUCUGAUACCAAAGAUACUAAUCAAGACUCUCUCGAUGAACGGUUUGCUUUUUUGGAUGCAGUUCGUGCUUCUUCAAUUGGGCUUGAAUAUGGAAAAUCACCAACUUCAAAAAUAUUUGCGGCAGUCUUCCAUAUGCUAAGGACUGGGAAGUCUUUAGAGUUGAUUGUGGCAAGUUAUAAGCUUCUGGUUGAUUUAGAAAAGCGUUUCCCUCGUGCAUAUUUAUCCGGUGAAGAUGUUUCCAUGUCACCGUCUAACUCUACACCGAAAUUGAUUGUGGCUGAAGAGGCAUGGUCUCCCCUUAUUGUUGGCUUGGAUAAUGCCACUGCUGUCCGUGAAGCAGGUGACAAACAGUCCGGUGGACCUCUCGACCGUUCUAGCUUUCAUAGCCUGAUUGAAGCGCUUGCCGAAACUUUAACUGAGUCCAAGAUUCAAGCAACAAGCAUUAAGUCCUUGCAGAACUUGUUAAUCUUUCAAUAUCUUGUCAUUGUACUUGAAGGCGAUUUUCUACCUCGCAAUGCUACCAUGAACUGGAGCUUGCAGAGGGAGUCUUUGCUCAACCUGUUAAUGGGAUCUAGGAAAAUAAACUACAAGAGUUUGAUGAAAGACUGCAUGAAAAUUAUCUGUCUACUAUGCCAACUUUUUCAAAACGAUCUUAGUAAAAAUCUAGAAGUUGAAAAGAGUUCUGAAUCUCAGUUAUCCGAAAAUUACCAUGUUGCAUUAUCUCUUGAUUUACUUGAAGUAUUAAAGAACACACAUGUCUAUAUGGAGAAACUUCUGGUGAUGAUUAUGGCCCUUGAUAUGUCUAGGAAGAAAGCAGAUAUUGAAGGCCAUACUUCAAGAGUAGAUAGUCCAAGAACACCUUUAGUGGACAUUGUUCUGGAUGAACUGGCUUACAACAAAGAUAAUAUUCCUCAUUUUCUUAAGAUCUUCAGUGAGCCUAAAUGGAAGCUGGAAAUAGUUGUGCAGUAUUUUUGGAAAUACAUAACUAAGCCUGCUGCUCAAACUCGCCGAUCAAAUGGUUCUACUGUAGAAGCAACAUUUGAUGGUGUUUUGACAUGUUUUUCGAACAACACUGGCACUAAGAGCAUAAUUAAAAAAAUUGGUGCAGAUGUAGUUCAGUUGCUUUUGGCUCAUGGUUUUCAGGCUCAAUUAUCAAUAUUGUUAGAAAGAAAUGGGAAUGACAGCGUUGCUGGAGACGGAGAAGGGGACAGUGCUCUUAUAGAUUUGUGUCACGUGUUUAUAUCUGCUUUUGAUAGUUUGAGAAGCACAGAUAAGGAUAUGGAAAUACUGUCGAUUGGAAAAGAGGCACUAUUUAUUGCAGCAACUUCUAUCUCCAUGAAAUCAUAG
Molecule: messenger RNA, 1419 nt
Organism: Lathyrus sativus (Indian pea)
Lineage: Eukaryota; Viridiplantae; Streptophyta; Magnoliopsida; Fabales; Fabaceae
Source: the annotation of a GenBank genome assembly